AUCCACGUUUCCGCAUAUGAGAACCCCUGCCAUCUCUCUUCAUGCUUUCUUUCCGUCUAGACUUUGACUUCCUUUGACCCUUUCUGACGGCGUCUACUUGGACUUCACCUACCUUCGACUGAGGGCUUGGUCGACUUUCCCUGCCUACCACUGUACAACACUCGCAUCGAAGCACGUAGAGGUAUCUGUCCAAGUCUCGGCCUUGUUAGACUCGUGCACUGCAGGGAAGGUCAACAUCACGAUGUCGUACUCUUGGGUGGGGUCUCCGACGACCUUCAACGGGACUAAUCCUCGCUAUGGCGGCGAUGCAAACGCAGAGAACUUGAACCAGUGGUACCAAUCUGGAGACCAAGCAUAUAUCAUCGUAGCAUCCGCCAUGGUCUUGAUCAUGGUACCGGGACUGGGCUUCUUAUACUCGGGUCUUGCACGAAGAAAGUCUGCACUGAGCAUGAUCUGGGCUUGUAUGGCCUCUUGCUCAAUCAUCACGUUCCAGUGGUAUUUCUGGGGCUACUCGUUGGCGUUCAGCAACUACGCUACCAAUGGCUUCAUUGGUGACUUGCAGAAGUUCGGUCUGAGAGGCACACUCGCCACACCUUCUCCCGGCAGCCCGCUUAUUCCGGACUUACUCUAUGCUUUCUAUCAGAUGCAAUUCUGCGCCGUUACCGCCGCAAUCGUCGUUGGUGCUGUUGCUGAGCGAGGCCGCCUCAUUCCCAUGAUGGUCUUCAUCUUCUUCUGGGCUACGAUCGUCUACUGCCCAAUUGCAUGCUGGGCUUGGAAUGUCAACGGCUGGGCAUACUCGUGGGGUGUGCUGGACUACGCUGGUGGAGGGCCCGUCGAGAUUGGCUCCGGAAUGUCCGCACUCGCAUACUCUUGGGUUCUCGGACGGAGGCAGGAGAAGAUGAUGUUGAACUUCCGACCUCAUAACGUCUCCCUGAUCACUUUGGGCACGAUACUGCUGUGGUUUGGCUGGCUGGGAUUUAACGGCGGCUCAGCGUUUGGUGCGAAUCUUCGUGCGACCAUGGCUUGCUGGAAUUCCAACAUCACAUGCGCAUUCGGGGCGAUCACGUGGGUUCUUCUCGACUGGAGGCUUGCAAGGAAGUGGUCAAUGGUCGGUUGGUGUUCAGGUGCUAUUUCUGGUUUGGUCGCUGCCACUCCGGCCUCUGGUUUCAUCACCCCAUGGGGAUCCGUUGUUCUCGGUAUCGUUACCGGAGUAGUGUGCAAUUUUGCUACGAAGAUCAAGUACUGGAUUAAGAUUGAUGACGCCAUGGACGUGUUCGCCGAGCACGGUGUGGCAGGCAUGGUUGGGCUCUUCUUCAACGGCAUCUUCGCCGCCAACUACAUUAUCGGGCUGGACGGCGUCAACACCGGUCUUUUCCCGGGCGGUUGGAUUCAGCAUAAUUGGAUCCAGCUGGGUCAGCAAGUCGCGUACAUUGUAACAGUAACCGUAUAUGCGUUCGUCGUGAGCGCUAUCCUUGCGUAUGCGAUCAACUGGAUACCCGGCCUACAUCUCCGAGCGUCGGAAGAGGCUGAGCUACUGGGUAUGGACGAUGACCAGCUCGGUGAAUUCGCGUACGAUUAUGUUGAGGUCCGUCGUGACUAUCUGGCGUGGACGCCCGCGAAGGGGGAGCCGGAGCAGAAAGAACCGCAGAUUCCGCAGGGCGAUCGUCAUGGCAUCCACCAGCACAGCGAGAUGCUCGAGGGCAAGGAGCCGAGCGAAGGCUCUCCUGAUCAUCAUCACCCAGUCGCUCAAGGUGACCGACACGCCAUGGCGUACGAGAAGACUGAGCGCGAGAAGGCUGCGGAAGGUCUUUGAUCGUAACAGGACAUCUAAGUUGAUCGCUAUGCAAUGCGGUUUGUGCACGUAAUGGGUAGCGGCGCUCAAUCACUCUCGCGGUGCAUGAGCGGUACCGAGUCCACUUCUCGCAGGGAACCUCACAUGCCAACAGCGUCAUACUGCGAACAAGCCGGCUCUAUAAGGAGCUGUACCAUAACGCUCCGUUCUGGAACGCGCAUUGUAGUAGAGCUUGCAUUGUAUUAUUCUACGUUUAGGACUUUCAGCAGAUGAUAGC
This is a messenger RNA of Baudoinia panamericana UAMH 10762, 2069 nucleotides long. RefSeq lists its product as uncharacterized. Gene Ontology annotation, cellular component: plasma membrane. The record is from RefSeq and is a predicted model, not a curated record. The coding region runs from base 242 to 1813 and encodes 523 amino acids. The transcript has 4 exons. Lineage: Eukaryota; Fungi; Ascomycota; Dothideomycetes; Mycosphaerellales; Teratosphaeriaceae. Gene Ontology annotation, biological process: ammonium transmembrane transport. Gene Ontology annotation, molecular function: ammonium channel activity.